Messenger RNA from Suncus etruscus (white-toothed pygmy shrew), 5837 nucleotides. RefSeq names its product BTB domain containing 8 (gene BTBD8). The transcript has 18 exons. The record is from RefSeq and is a predicted model, not a curated record. Gene Ontology annotation, cellular component: synaptic vesicle; neuron projection terminus. NCBI's taxonomy places the organism in Eukaryota, Metazoa, Chordata, Mammalia, Eulipotyphla, Soricidae. The coding region runs from base 115 to 5466 and encodes 1783 amino acids. Gene Ontology annotation, molecular function: protein binding.
ACACCGGUCGCCCGGCCCCACGGGGCGGUGUCGGCGGGAACGCCCCCUUCCUGGGCGCGCGGGGAGGCCGAGCCCCGGGCCUGCAGCCGGGGUUGCAGCCGACCCUGGUGGGACAUGGCCCGCUGCGGGGAGGGCGGCGCGGACUCCGGGGCACUCCUGGAGCCCCCAGGAGCCGGCACUAAGGGUUUGCACAGGAAGGGGCCCUGUGAGCGGCGCCGGCUGAAGGCUCUGCUGUCGGAGCAGCUGCGCCAGGAUCUCCUCAGGCUUCUAAGAGAAGAAAUUCAUACAGAUACUACGUUCUCUAUAGGUUGUACUUUGUUCAAAGCACACAAAGCAGUCCUUUUAGCAAGGAUUCCUGACUUCUAUUUUUAUACAGUUGAACAGAUAUCAAAUAAUCAAGCAAAUCAUGAUCCUGUUGUUAUAGAGAAUUUUGAAGUUUCAGAAUUUAGAACAUUUUUACAGGUUGUAUAUUCAUCAAACAGAAGCAUAAAGAGCUAUGAAGAGGAAAUUCUUAGGAAAAAGAUUUUAGAUAGUGGGGAACCACAAAAGAAACCAGAAUUCAGUUUUCAAAAGUUUAUGGAUAAUAAUGAAAGAUCAUCAUUAGAGUUCUUAGAUAAACAAUCACCUGACGAUAUCAGCGAUAGUGAGAACAGUGUAAUUUCCACUGAUAAAGACUUGGAAGCGGCAUCAGAAUUAGGAGAAGACUUAUUGAAACUGUACGUCAAACAGUGUUGUCCAGAUAUUAAUAUUUCUGUUGACGGAAAACAUUUUAAAGCUCACAGGGCCAUCCUAAGUGCCAGAUCUCGUUAUUUUGCUGCAAUGCUGAGUGGUUGUUGGGCUGAAAGCUCCCAAGAGUACAUUGCUCUUCAAGGUAUAAACCAUGUAGAAAUGGAUGUUAUGAUGCAGUUUUUAUAUGGAGGAACUUUGGACUUGCCAGACAAAGUUAAUGUUGGUUGCAUACUCAGUAUGGCUGAUAUGUUUGGAAUAGAUGGAUUAAAAGAAGUAGCAGUCUAUAUUUUAAGAAGAGAUUACUGUAAUUUCUUUCAGAAGCCUCUUAGAAAGUUGGAGCCUAUACUAGAAUGCUUGAUUAUUGCACAUUCAUUUGGAGUGGAAGGUCUUUUUGAUGACUGCAUGAAGUGGAUUAUAAAGCAUUUUGUAAGAUUUUGGUCUGAGAGAAGCUUUGCAAACAUACCUCCUGAUAUUCAGAAAAUUUGUCUUAGUACUUUGAUUCAGUCUUUGACUGAUAAGAAUGCAGCUUUUCUUCUGAUGGAAAGUGAGAAGCUAGUCAUCAGUUUACCCAGAGUGAAAUGGACAGAAGCAGCACUAACUAUGGCAUCUCAGCUUCAAGAAGAGUGCAUUGCAUUUAUCAUAGCAAACUUUUCCAAGAUCAUUCAAAGUGAACAUUUUGAUCUGUUCUUACAGUCGCAAGCAAUGAGCAGCACAGCUGAUCUACUGGUCAAGAUUUUAAAAGCAAUUGAAGAAAACAUUACCACUGAGAAUAGUUGCUCUUUCCUUAUGGCUCUGGACAUAUUACUGAACUCUGAUAAUACAAAGGAAAUGGGUUUUACGUGUAAGAUCCAGGCUCUGCGUGAUAAGCUCUGGAUCUUCCUGGUUCAGUCUUUCUAUGCUGUUCGUCACACAGAAAGCUGGAAGCUAAUGAGCACAGAUGAUCAACAGAAAAUCCAAGCAGCUGCAUUUGACAAAGGUGAUGAUCGAAAACUUGGCAAAAAACCCAUAUUCAGUAGCUCUAAGCAAAGGAAACAAAUUUCUGACUCUGGUGUAAUAAAAAAUACAUCUCAAAGAGAAAAUAACAAGAAAGAGUGUUGGCGUUCCCCCUCCACUAAUCGAAAGAUGAAAUCCGAUGGACCACUAGCAUCUGGACAUUCAUCAAGUACUAAUAGAAAUACUAUAAGUAAAAUUUUGAAGCAUGAUGAUACAAAGGAAAAAGAUAGUGGGAAAUCAGCAUCAAAGAUAACCAAAGAAUUAAAAACUGGGGGUAUAAAUGUUUCUGGAAACCCCAAAUCUAUUGUAAAGCCCAAAAUAGAAAACAAUAAUGUGAAGUCAGCAAACAUGCCACCUAAACAGGCUAUGGAAAGAUCAGCAAUAGCAGCAGCAGCAGCAAAUGGUCGGCAGAAAAUUUUGCUAAACGGAAAAGGAGUGAGAAAUCAGGAAAUGCAGGUAACAGGUGCCAGACCCAAGGUCCAAGGCACAGGGAACCUAACUAUACAUGCCCAUGCAAAGCCUUUGAAGAGAGGAAAGGACUCUCCAUGCCCUGGAAUCACAGAAACCACCAGCAGAUCUACAAAUGCAAGUUCGGAAUUCUUGGUUUCCACGGAGAGUUUGGAUGAGCCAAAAGAAACUGAAUCAGUAGGAGAGAAGCCAUCUGUCCAUAAACAGUUCUUUUGUGACCCUCCAGGACAGACAGUGAAAAACAAUUUAGAAAGCCUCAAAACUUCCACAAUAGCAGUAAAAUCUCGACCUGUUUCCAAAAUUGCCAGUGGAACACCUAAUAAAAGAAACAUUCAUGAACAAGAAACUAAUUUAAAUAAUGGUGUACUAAAGAAGAUCAUCAAAGGACACAGUGAUCCAGUACCACAUGCAAUUUUAAAGAAAAGAGGAACUGGCAAAGGAUAUGCUGUAACUCAGCCCAGGACAAAGAAUGGCCCAUCCAACCUUGUUAAAACUCAGGGAUCCCAAGGGGAAUCAUUCAGUUCAGUAAAAUCUUCGAUCUCUUCAAGGCAGUGUGAUGAAAAUGUGACAAAAUUGGACCACAGUCGAACUACAGAUAAACAAACACCCAAAAGAAAAACUGUCAAGCAAGAACAUACAACUUUGCCUAAGGCUAAUGCAAAAUUAGUUGUAAUGUCUAAAAAUCUAAGUCAAUCCAAAAAAAGUGAAACUUUGAAUAAUAAAGAUUCAAAACAGAAAAUGCUUCCUGGACAGGCAAAAACUCACAUUUCUUCUCAAAGACGUUUAAAAGGUGAAACAUCUGUUUCUCAGAGAAAUAUGCUUCAAGAGAUACAUAAUAAUAAUAAUAAAAACAAUACUUCUGAACAGAAGCCUCACAAACCUUCAGUGAGUCUCACUUCUGGAACCAGUGGUACAGAAACAUUUCUGCAGUCAGGCAGGCCAGACCCACAAAUGCCAUUAAAUAAUCAAAAGAAAGAGAAAUUAGUGUUAGAAAGUCAAAAUAUUCCAAAUCUGGAUAAAUCAAUAAAGUCUGAAUUAAAAUCGAAACAGAUUUGUUUAGAUAAGAGUGAGCCAAAAAUUUCUAAUCACCUUAUAGAAGAUCCUUGUGAUACCACUAACAAAGGAACACAUUAUCAUUCUGAUAGGAGUGGUAAUGUAGAUUCAAAUUUUUCUAGCACCACCUCACUAAAAGCCAUAGUUUCAAGUCCAAUUGAAAACUCCUGGAACUCUAAUCUAGUUUUUGGUUUAGAUUCAACAAAUGCAGAACAAAUAUAUUCGAUAUCAGACAGGGAGAAACAAGUGGGGAAGAAAGAUAUAAAUCAAAAAUCAAGCAUUAAGUGUGUAAAAAAUGUAUCAUCAUAUAUUCCUGAGAGGACAAAUGGUAUCUUAAGUUCUGUUCAAGACAACAGAAAAACUGUAAUUCAUGUAAAAGAACAAAGAAUUUCUAAUCACUUGUCUGAUAACUCUGCUCUAAAGGACAAUAAAUAUAUUACAGCAGGUACUAAUAUUUCUUCCAAGUGUUCUUCUGAACAAAUAUCAGGGGAAAAUUCUCCUAAAGACAUGGAAACAACAGAGACUCCAGAGAGCCAUGACCCUCCAUUCAUGAGUCACUGGAAUGUGAGUGCCAAUGUUCUACAUCAGGGAGAAAGCCCUGAAUCUGACACUGGCAGUGCUACAACAUCUUCGGAUGAUAUAAAGCCCAGGUCAGAAGACUAUGAUGCUGGAGGUUCUCAGGAUGAUGAUGGAUCAAAUGACAGAGGUGUUUCUAAAUGUGGCACCAUGUUGUGCCAUGAUUUUCUUGGAAGAAGUAGCAGUGACACUAGUACUCCUGAAGAGUUAAAAGCAUAUGAUAGUAAUUUAAGAAUUGAAGUGAAAAUGAAAAAACAAAGUAGCAAUGACCUCUUCCAAGUUAAUUCAACAAGUGAUGAGGAGCUUCCUCGGAAAAGGCCAGAUGUUUGGUCUCGACCAACACUGUUCCAUCCUAGAGAAAAAGAAAGUCUUCCACGAGGUAGUGUUCAGUUUGCUCAGGAAGUAGAUCAGAUUUCUUCUUCAGCAGAUGAGACAGAAGAUGAAAGGUCUGAAGCAGAAAACAUUACAGAACAUUUUUCUACAUCUCAUCAUGUUCCUCAGCAAUUUCAGGGAAUAAUUAAUUUAGCCUUUGAAGAUGCAGCGGAAAAUGAAAGUCGUGAAUUUUCUGCAACUAAAAUUUUUAAAAGGUCAGUUUUACUUUCAGUGGAUGAAUGUGAAGAAUUAGGAUCUGAUGAAGGGGAAGUUCAGACUCCUUCUCAACCUCCUGUAGAUUGUCUUUCACCGUCUGAUGUUUUUGACAACUUUGUCCAUGAGACUCAUGAAAGGACCAGAUAUUCGAAAGAAAAAGAAGUUGCUGACUUAGAAUGUAAACAAGAUAAAAGCAAUAGUGAAAGCACAUUCUGGGAUCACUCUAACACUGACCCUUCAAGAAAAGAAAGGCAAAGUACGUUAGCCAUAGAAAAAAAGAAUGCAGUGGAUGCCCUAUCCAAAGAAGGCAGACUAUUUCUUCCAGAAGAUAAGAAAGUAGUGGAAAUCGGUGGAAAUGAAGUGAAUAAUGACACUCAACAAUGUAACAAGCUCUUAGACGGUGACAUAAAAUCUCAAGAAAGACCAUGUCAUUUGGAGCUUCAUCAAAAAGAACCAAAUUCUGGCAUACCAAAGAACAACUCUACAAAAUCAAUAGACUCCUGCCAGAGUCAUAAUCUGCCUCAGGAAACCCAAGUGAAAGAGAGCCAUUCAACAGCUACCGAAAAAGCUAAUACUGCUUUAUCUGCAGGAGACAUAGAUGAUCGUGACACACUGGCACAAUCCUGCAUAUAUGGCCAUCGUCCUUCAAAGACCCUGUCUCCAAUUUAUGAGAUGGAUGUGAUUGAAGCAUUUGAGCAGAAAAUGGAAUCAGAAACACACGUGACAGACAUGGAUUUUGAAGAUGAUCAACAUUUUGCAAAGCAAGAUUGGACACUGCUAAAGCAGCUACUUUCUGAACAGAAUUCUAACUUAAAUAUUACAAAUUCUGUUCCUGAAGACUUAAAUUUAGCACAGUAUCUAAUCAAUCAGACACUACUUUUAGCACGUGACAACUCAAAACCUCAGGGUAAAGCACAUAUUGACACUUUGAGCAAAUGGAAUGAACUAACAUCUCCACUUGAUGAUUCCCCAGCAAGCAUCACCAUGGCGAGUUUUUCCUCCGAAGAUUGUUCACCCCAAGGGGAAUGGACAAUUCUGGAACUGGAAACUCAGCAUUAAAAGUAUUAACACUGGAAAAUUGUGAACUAUGACGCCCAUUAUUUUUUAAUAAUCAUAUCAAAAUAAUUGCAUUAGAGAUAAACUGUCCUGAGGCAGUCUUUAUAAUUUAUUAAAUAAACAUAGCUCAUUAACAUAUUACAUGUAGAAUAAAAUUUUUCUAAAAAUUUUGAGCAUGUUUUCUAUAAUUAUUAGCAUAAUUAGACAAUUUGUAAAAUAAACCUUGUUUAAGUUUUUCUUUCCUAGAUAGCCAUUUAUUCACUUUUCAUUCAAGAACUUAAAAUGUGAAUGCACAAAUAGGUCAGUUCCUUUGUUUUUGUUCUGCAUAUGGUAAGAUAGUAAUAUGAUAAUAAAAAAAACCUUCUUUGCUUGUG